AUGGCAAGAUGGCUCUUAGCUCUAGCAGAAUAUGAUAUCACUUGUGUUACUCCCAAGGCUAUUAAGAGCCAAGCACUUGUAGACUUACUGGCCCAGUUCCCAUCUGGUGAACAUGAACCUGUUGAGGUAUCCCUACCAGGUAAAGUCCAUGUAUCAACAGCUGCAGUUGAAACUUAUUGGGACUUAAAAUUUGAUGGAGCCUGUGGAGCUGGGAAAGGUCUUAUAGCGCAGCAGUCCAAAGGCUACAGAUGGAUUCUUGCAGCAACUGAAGUUAGCACCAAGUGGGUAGAGACUAUACCAAUAAGGAAGGUAGAUGGGGCAGGAGUAGCCAACUUCAUCAGAGAGAACAUAAUCUGCAUGUUUGGCAUACCCAAAGUGACGUCGUCUGACAAUGGAACUCCUUUUGUAAAUCGCCAUAUGGGAAGACUACUGGAUGCCUACCAAAUUAAGCAUCACAAGUCUAGUCUAUACUAUCCCCAAGGGAACGGACAAGCUGAGGCGACCAGCAAAACCCUCAUCCGAAUACUAAGUAAGAUGAUGGAUGAAGUAGAAGUUGAGUUGGCAGUACCCUCAGCAAAAAUGGCUAUGUCAGUACACUUAGUUCCAGAUAGCAGGAACAAUUACAUAGAGGCAGCUGAAGAAAAAAAAGAUCGGACCUCACAGGCUAUGGAAAAGUAUCAUCAAUCCAUAGCUCGCGCAUACAAUCAAUCUGUUCAACACAGAAAAUUCAAGGAAAGGGACUUAGUAUGGAAAACAGUGGAUGCGAUCAUGCGGGGGCAACCAAUUCCCAAGUUCUCACCCAGAUGGGAAGGGCCCUAUAAAGUUGCUAAGGCAAACAGCAGCAGAUACUACAAGUUGACAAAAGUAGAUGAUGGAUUCAAAAUUGGUCAUGUUAACGCUAAAUAUGUCAAAGAAUAUUUUCCCUAG
Molecule: messenger RNA, 927 nt
Organism: Camellia sinensis
Lineage: Eukaryota; Viridiplantae; Streptophyta; Magnoliopsida; Ericales; Theaceae
Source: RefSeq, a predicted model, not a curated record